CAGUUCUUGAGGACAUCAAGGAGUUCAUGGUUCUUGGGGAGCCUCUAAAGCUAUUUCGCCAUUACUUCGCUCGUUUCGCUGCAGGAGAAUCGAUCAAGGAGUGGAAUGCUUUGAUAAAGGGAGAUGAUGGUUUAUCACCAAGACAAGAAAGUGAAAUCUUACCAACGCAAAACCAACCGCUGCAGACUGGUCCUAUAUCCUUGGGAGCUGUGCUGCAGGACGCAAUUACUUGGCACCCGGACAAGAAGUCGUUUCGAGUGUUUUGGAGAUGUCGUUGUAAUCGUCGAUUUGAAGCUCGAAUACCAGGAACAGAUCGACGAGUUGCAGAGGAAUUCUUAUGUCAAAUGGAUUGGAAUGUGCAGCGAGACGGCCCAAUGGUCGCACACCUCUUCACUUCCAAAUGGCUCGAGGAUCUAAUUUGGACUUUGGCCCCAGGCCUUCUUGGCAGAUUUUCAUGGGAAACGUCAACUCUUUCAGCAAACUCUUCCGACCUGGAGGCUGGCGGGGGCUCAAGGUUUGGAAGAACCAUCUCCGGGUCCUCUGGACGAUCAUCUGAUCUAUUAUCCGGAGGAUUUGAUGGUUCACCAGUCCAAGAAAUGGACAUCGGGACGAGACCCAUUUCCUCAACUACCAGAGUCACUGACCCCAUUUACAUUUGUCUGUACAAGCGGAAGGGCGGUUUCUGGCGACUACGGCACGCCAAAUUACCCCGAUUUGGCACGAAAAGCCAACCGCGGGGCAAUAACACCAUAGAGUUGCCCGCAUAUUCACUAAACAUGAAUAAGGUACUUUUCUAUGCCUUGAGAGAAAAGCUAUUGCGCAAGAGGAGCUCUCGGACCUCAAAAAUGGGGUGGAGUGCGAGUCUUCGGCAGUGGAAGUUGAAGAUAGGAGGUUGCUUGAGGAGAUCAACUCACUGGCUAUUGCAAUUAUUCAACCCCAUUUCAAUCUCUGGGUUCGAGUUCUGGGAGUUCAAAUUAAACCCAGCCCCAAAGCUUGUCGAUCCCGUUCAGAAGGACAAGCUACCUCACGAACCAGGGCUUUCUCAAACAUACCUUAAUGUCAUGGACCUAAAUGGACAUAUACUAGAUGAAUGGGAAUACUUGGCGUUGACAGGACAGGAUCUGAACAACUUCAAAGGGCUCAUCGGAGGUAGCUUUAUGCUCCAUCUUCUUAAAUAUCCUGACGAUGUGAAACCUGAUUUACCAAUAUGGACAGGGCUUCCAAAGAAGAUUCGGACAAAACUCAUCAAUCAAGACAGAAUCCAGAAGGCGGGGUGGGGAUUCCAAGUCGAGUACGAAUGGAAUUCGGCAGCUUUCGUGGUUAUGAUGUGUCCUAUUAUUGUUCUCGGGUUCUUAAUUACUACGUUUCUGUCAAUCAAGUUUCAAUGGCCUAUCUCUGCGUGGAUUACUCUCGUCCUCGCACCAUUGACAGUUGUCACAUUUAUCAAUACCAUAUUAGGUGGUAUAGUGAAGCAAAAAGACCUGUCGAAGUAAAUCUCGAAUGU
Molecule: messenger RNA, 1504 nt
Organism: Hyaloscypha bicolor E
Lineage: Eukaryota; Fungi; Ascomycota; Leotiomycetes; Helotiales; Hyaloscyphaceae
Exons: 3
Coding region: 27-1493 (488 amino acids)
Source: RefSeq, a predicted model, not a curated record